Molecule: messenger RNA, 236 nt
Organism: Closterium sp. NIES-65
Lineage: Eukaryota; Viridiplantae; Streptophyta; Zygnematophyceae; Desmidiales; Closteriaceae
Source: the annotation of a GenBank genome assembly
UUUCCGACAGCAGCCUUGGAUCCUUGAGGGUUCUGUUUCAGUCUCAGCUGGACAGAGCCUUGGCCAUUCUGGACCACGGCGGGGUGACCAAGCUGAUAGCCCAACCCAGCGGCAGAAGCGCGUUUCAGGUUCGCGGCAACCCCAGGAGCUCUGCCUUUCACAUCUGCCUGCCGCACCAUUACUGCCCGUGUCAGUCAUUCUUCUAUGACGCAGUCUCUCGUGGCGAGCAGCUCAUG